Verticillium nonalfalfae is the source of this 2418-nucleotide messenger RNA. RefSeq lists its product as uncharacterized. NCBI's taxonomy places the organism in Eukaryota, Fungi, Ascomycota, Sordariomycetes, Glomerellales, Plectosphaerellaceae. The record is from RefSeq and is a predicted model, not a curated record. The transcript has a single exon. Bases 1 to 2418 code for a protein of 805 amino acids.
AUGUCGCCAAGUCAAGACAUCGUCCCAGCUGGCAGCAGCUUCGCACAGCAGGGCUCCAUGGACUGGGUCGGGCUGUCGAGCCGUUCCGUUCACUUCACCAUGGACGUGCUGAGCCGCUUCAUGGCCGCGGGUGUCCAGCCUUUCACCAUCGUCGUCGGCCAAGAGGUCGCCCGACACCUCCCCCUCGCCGAGUCCGGCCAACGCAACGUCCAAGACGCCCUCAACCAACUCGCAAGCUACCAGUCGAUCGGCAGCGUCCUGUGGUUCGGCUUCGGCCUCCGUGGCCUGGCACGCACCCUGGGCGCCACGGCAGAGGGGAGGAGCCUCCUGGCGCUGUGUGCGGCGUUGGGAGAAAGCUUCCACGAAGACUAUGCUGCCUCGGUGCUGCAUCAUCUCGUGCUCGCUUACCAACCACCCUCGGGCUUUGUUCCCUCGCUCCAUGAGUGGCAACAGCUCGUCAAGGCCUGCAACGGCAUCCUGUCGCAGUCCAAAUUUCCCAUUCUCGUCGAUGCCUUUGUCAGGCUCGUCCCUCGCCGAAGGAGGCUCCAGGAGGCUCUGGAGUCGCGCCGCAGCGGCUUCUUUCUCGAAACCGAGUGCCCGUCGCCCAAAGACAUGGCCGGGGCUCUCUUGGCUCUCGGGAUGCUCAGGCGCGGCCAGUACGCAUUCGUCACCGUUGAAGGAGGACUCGGGUCGGGCUGGCUCGCAGCCAUGGCUGAGUGGAUGUACGACCUGGGCGUCGGCAUAUCAGACGCCCAGGGAAACACCAUCUACAGGUCACCGGGGCCGGGAGGAGAUCUGCGCCCGCACCUGUUGAUCCGCCUGAGCAAGCAGACUGUCGAUGUUCGGCACGUCGGUGCGUCUCCCGCGCAGGACCUCACGCUGGCCAGCAAGACCUACUACUUGAGGGACAAGCUGGGCAUCGCGAAGCUGCUGUGCAUUGAAGGGACGCCGUUCAGUGGCGGACGUCUCUCGUGGCACGAGUGCCUCGGUGAAGCCUAUGGCCUCGAGUUCGCAGAGCUCAUGAGGGCGUCUGAUCUUGUCGGCUGCGCCUUUGGCUGCGCGGCUCGCAUAUUUUCUGGCAUCAUGGCGUUCGAGCAGCCGGGGAUGGACAUUUACCACGCCGUCCAGACGCGGAACUAUUUCGAAGAAUCUGGAGGCCGAGGGUUCAUCCGAUUCUCUGUCCGGCGGUUUCCUGAGCUGGCGCCCCUGACACGCCGCAGCUACGAGCAACUGGCCCUGUCUUUCCAGGCUGCUCAGGUCAUGUAUAUACAGAGCCUGUUCGACAUCAGGAAGCUCUGUGCAUGCAACAUUUGCUCCGGCAGUGGGUCGCGGCCCAGCCUGGACAGCCUGUGUCUGCUUGCCGUCUUCGAGUCCGUCGUCAUUGUGUGCCAGAUGCUGUCGGGAAUGGAAGUAGCCGACGGCAUGGGUCUGAGGAGGGAUGGCCUAGAAUGGGUGUACCACAACGCCCACAACGCGCUCGUCGACAGUCCGAAGAGGGUCGGGUCGCCGGGACAGGCUCUCCUGCGGCAGACAGAAACGGCACGCAUCAUCACCUGCUCCACACAAGGCCAGCUCGCCGAGAGCGCCAUGAUGCUCUUUGGUGGCCGCAAAGCGGGCAGCAGCAGCAACGUGAGCGCCCUGUCUUCUGGAGGCGUGUGCGUCUUCUACUCGAUUCUCCGAGACUUCACUUUGGAUCGCGAGGCUCUCGGGCGUGUGCACGUGGUUGGGGGCCAUAUCGACUUGGAGGGCGCGUUGUAUGACCGCAUUCAGGAUGCGACAGGGUCUCCCGUGAUAUCCCAAGACCAUCCCGGCUGGCCGUUCUGGGCGGUUUCCCUCGCCAUCACGCAGCGGAUCGGGUCCUUGCAAGUCGACUUUGCGCUGGCCGACCAGGCCCGCCUCAGCCACGACACGCCGCUCAUCGGGCCCGCCUACCUGGUGGAAACUGCGCUGCGGGCGAGGGGCGCCGUACACUGCUACCGCUCAGCAAGCCGGUGCCACGAUCCGUCUUUGGCGACAAGCGUCCGCCCGAGUCGCCCCGGUUUCCUGCUCUUCUCCGACGCCUGGGAAGUCGUCAUCACCAAGACCAAUGACCCCAAGGAUACUACGACCCGGGGCGGCGGCGGCGGCGGCCCUGCAGACCCGCAGGCUCCCCUCCCGCUCUUGAGCGACGACGGCGGCACGCAGACGAUGCAGGCUUUCAUGCUGGCACCGUCGGUGCGGUCCGAUGUCGCCAGGGCCGUCACGCUCGUGACUGCGCGCAGCAAAAACUGCUUGACGGUGCUCUGUGACUACCAGUGCCUCGCGUGCUGCUCUAGCGCUGCCAUGUCGAGGGCGAAGGACAGGAACUGGUUCGCCAUCCUGCCGUGUGACCAUGGGUCUACGGCGGGCUUAGCAGACGCUCCACCAAGGGUUGUCUGA